Molecule: messenger RNA, 886 nt
Organism: Solanum stenotomum
Lineage: Eukaryota; Viridiplantae; Streptophyta; Magnoliopsida; Solanales; Solanaceae
Product: CASP-like protein 5B1
Exons: 3
Coding region: 181-642 (153 amino acids)
Cellular component (GO): membrane
Source: RefSeq, a predicted model, not a curated record
UUGCGAACAUAUCCCUUUGUUACUCCAUUUUUUUUUUCUUUUGUGGAUUCGAACUGUACUAGUAAUCAAUAUCCAUAAAAAAAUCAACAUCAAUUUGAUCGGAUCUAGGGUUCUAGUUUUGUAAAGGAGUGUGUAUGUGAUUUUGUGGUAAAUGAACAAGCAGUUGUAGAGAGAGAGAGGAUGAAGGAGUUGUUUGGGGGUCCAGGGAAAGUGAGUGGGUUGGUAUUGAGAAUGGGUCAGUGUUUAUUUGCUGCUGCUUCUAUGGUUGUAAUGGCUUCUUCUCAUGGUUUCGCCACUUGUACUGCUUUCUGUUAUUUAAUUGCAGCAAUGGGGCUGCAAGUAAUAUGGAGCUUCUCACUUGCCUGCUUGGAUAUUCAUGCCUUAAGAUUGAAAAGAGAUCUAAGGAAUUACGUCUUUUUGAGCUUGCUUGUAAUCGGUGAUUGGGUGACAGCCAUUUUAUCACUUGCUGCUGCAUGCUCAUCAGCCGGCGUGGUAGUUUUGAUCAUUAAAGAUACAAAUAUGUGCAAAUCCACCCCUAAGCUGUCCUGCCAUAUGUUUCAAAUUUCAGUAGCUUUGGCUUUCAUCUCAUGGUUCUUCCUUGCCAUUUCUUCCUGCGUCAUGUUUUGGCUCGCGGCCUCUUGAUUAAGGUCCCUUCACCGCAUGCUACCACGUAUUCAUAUGGUGAUGUGAAUAUUAUUGACUUUGAGAACUUAUGUACAGGAAGUAGUAACUAUGUUUUUCCUUUAGUGGCUUGUUUUGAGGUUCAUCAUAUCUGCCAAUGAACGUCUUCUCAUUAAAACCAUUUUUUUUGGUUGUGUAAUACCAAGUGUAUGCCAUGGAUUCGUGAAGUAAGAUGUCAUUCAAGAUUAUCUUUCAUUGCUUUUGA